Coprinopsis cinerea okayama7#130 is the source of this 2370-nucleotide messenger RNA. RefSeq lists its product as hypothetical. The transcript has a single exon. The record is from RefSeq and is a predicted model, not a curated record. NCBI's taxonomy places the organism in Eukaryota, Fungi, Basidiomycota, Agaricomycetes, Agaricales, Psathyrellaceae. The coding region runs from base 1 to 2370 and encodes 789 amino acids.
AUGGGAGGAAAGUAUUUAUAUCCCAGUGGUGGUGCCAGAGUUGCACCAAGGGGAGAUAUCCCACAACCACAACCACAACUACAACCACAACAGACACCCACAUACACCCCACUCGCACCCGUCCCUCUCCCAGUACCCACUAUAUCCGACAUAUCACCCUUCCUCCCCCCAUCCCAACCAUCCGGUGACACGGAUCCCAAUAACAACGUUAACACAUUAAAUGGCUCGACUACGAGUCUUGGUUUACCCAGCGGCGAUCCCAAUGCGACUUCACCCACCGAUAGCGAUAGGUCUUCGCCAUCUGCUUCAUCUAGUUUUGACGGAUCAUCGAGUUCUGGAUUCGACAAUUCACAAUCUCACAAUCCGUCCCCGUCCUCGGGUGUAUCCCCGUCGUCGAUCCAAGCGUCCUCGUCUACCCCGUCGCCGCACCUCCGGCUGGUCUACUUUAUACCGGCGAUGGUGAUUGCGGUUGUGAUACUGCUCAUACUCGUUAUUUGGGCUGUACAGGGGUGUUGUGCGCGGAGGCAUAAACAUAAACGUAAACAUGAGCGACGAGGCGGGGAUGGGGUGUUUGGACCGCGGUAUGAUGGGGGUGAUGGGGGUGGUGGGGGAGGGAGGGAUGUGGAGAAAGGAGGAGGAGAGGGGUUCAGACGAGGGGUGUAUGGGGAAGGCGGGGAUGAUGAUAGAGAAGGUGGGGGAGGAGGGGAAAGCAACACCCAUUUCUAUUCACCUGUUAUAGCAGAACCGAGUUGGAGCGACGAUCCGAGGUUGAAUCGGUUCUUUGUGGGCGCGAGGAGUCCGUAUGUGGGAGCUGGAGGGGGUGUGGUGUAUCAUAAUCAUAUCUUGGCUUCGCAAAAAGCUGGCGCUGGGUACAGUGAUGACGAUGGUGGUGGUGGUGGACACGGUGCCGGUGCUGGUGGAGGUUAUGGAGGAGGUGGGAUAGCCCACCAGUGGAAGAGUCCGACGAUGUCGAUCCAUCAGCGGAUGGAGAUGGGGGUGGAUGCGGGGACUGGGUUGCAACCUGGGAUGUUCACGCAUAGUUCGAAGAUUUCGUUGGUGGCGCUUGGGCUUGGACCUGAUGGACGUCGUCCGCACGACGAAGGCGAUGAUGGAGAGGACGAUAGGAUGGGGAAGAGAUAUGCAGAGGAGAGGGGAUACGCGGAUGAAAGGCCCAUCGGUCAUCGACGCGAUGGAGCGGAAACUGGCUACCACACGAACCAUAAUUCUGCCCACUCGGAUGAUGAAGAACAUUCACCGUCUGACGACUCGGACCAUCCUGAUUCUGACUCUGACUCGGACUCGGAUGUCCCAUGGGAAACACUCCGCCAUGAGAGUAUUAAGCGCGGGAUUAUGGACCAAGUGCAGCAUGAGAAGAAUUGGAUGGAUUCGUUGAGGGCUGUUGCUGGGAGUGUGUUUGUGAACCAGGGGUUGGAGGGGGAUGAUAGAGGUCGGGGAAAGGGUGGAGGGGGGAGUAGGAAUAAAGGUAGUAGGAGAGGAAGCCGAAGACGCGGUGUUACAUUGCGCGACGAGGGCCCUGUCCCUCUUCCGCCCCCAAUCUCACCGCCGCCGCUGGCUAGCCGACGCACCUCCUCGCGUUCCUCGGAGGCCUGGAUCGAGGAGGGAGCGAAGAAGAGGCGGCUUGGGUUUGGUGCCUCGUCGUUGAUGGCUGUUUCUAGUGGGUUGGCGAAGAGGACGAGGGAGUUUUCGAGUGGGUUUUAUCGGCGUGGGGGUGGGGGUGGGGAAGUUGGUGGGGAAGAAUCGGAUGUGGGUGAGAGUGAGAGGUAUUCGAGGGCGUGGAGUCCGGAGAGUGGGUUCAAGAUUGUUGAAGAGUCGCCUUUGACCUCGCCUCUGAACUCGAUUGUGCACACUCCGAUCCGUUCGAAUCCCAAUACGCCGAUCCGUUCGAACCCCAAUACGCCCAACCCCGUCCGGCAUUCGCUUGACAUCCAUUCGCCGAUACUUCAUACGAACUUUGCGACGCCGGUGCAUGGAUCAGAGUCGCAAGUGAGGGUGUCGUUUCUGCCCCUCAGUCCGGCGCAGAUUAUGAGCCCGCCGUUGGAGGGGGAGUUGUGUUUUUCGCCGCCGCUGGGGUUGGUUAGGACGCUGGAGGGGUUGAGGGGCGUGCGUGUUGUGGAAGGCGAAGGUGGGUUGCAGGGUGACGAAGUGGAUAUUGAUGGGCCGUUGCCUGAUCCUCGAGGGAGUAGUGGUGGUGGUCGUGCCAUGCCACUUGGUGGAGGAACUGCAACGCAGACGGAGGCGUCGGAUGUUGUGAAGCUUGAUAAACCUAGGAAUAGGUUGUUCAAGAAGGGGUCGAUGUUGAUGGGGUUUAGGUAUGAGAGACUUCCUGGGGGGAAUGUAGGUGGGUUGUAA